This is a messenger RNA of Choloepus didactylus (southern two-toed sloth), 2992 nucleotides long. RefSeq names its product sorting nexin 6 (gene SNX6). The transcript is spliced from 14 exons. Gene Ontology annotation, molecular function: dynactin binding; phosphatidylinositol binding. Gene Ontology annotation, cellular component: endosome. The record is from RefSeq and is a predicted model, not a curated record. NCBI's taxonomy places the organism in Eukaryota, Metazoa, Chordata, Mammalia, Pilosa, Megalonychidae. The coding region runs from base 43 to 1263 and encodes 406 amino acids. Gene Ontology annotation, biological process: intracellular protein transport.
GGUGAGGUUCGCGCCUGCGCUAGCCCUCGCCUCGGAGCAGCCAUGAUGGAAGGCCUGGACGACGGCCCCGACUUCCUCUCCGAGGAGGACCGCGGACUUAAAGCAAUAAAUGUAGAUCUUCAAAGUGAUGCUGCUCUGCAGGUGGACAUUUCUGAUGCUCUUAGUGAGAGGGAUAAAGUAAAAUUUACUGUUCACACAAAGAGUUCAUUGCCAAAUUUUAAACAAAAUGAAUUUUCUGUUGUUCGACAACAUGAGGAAUUCAUCUGGCUUCACGAUUCUUUCAUUGAAAAUGAAGACUAUGCAGGUUAUAUUAUCCCACCGGCACCACCAAGACCUGAUUUUGACGCUUCAAGGGAAAAACUACAGAAGCUUGGAGAAGGGGAAGGGUCAAUGACGAAGGAAGAGUUCACAAAGAUGAAACAGGAACUGGAAGCUGAAUAUUUGGCAAUAUUCAAGAAGACAGUUGCAAUGCAUGAAGUAUUCCUGUGCCGUGUGGCAGCACACCCAAUUUUGAGAAAAGAUUUAAAUUUCCAUGUCUUCUUGGAAUAUAAUCAAGAUUUGAGUGUGCGAGGAAAAAAUAAAAAAGAAAAACUUGAAGAUUUCUUUAAAAACAUGGUUAAAUCAGCAGAUGGAGUAAUUGUUUCAGGAGUAAAGGAUGUAGAUGAUUUCUUUGAGCAUGAACGAACGUUUCUUUUAGAAUACCAUAACCGAGUUAAGGAUGCAUCUGCUAAAUCUGAUAGGAUGACACGAUCACACAAAAGUGCUGCAGAUGAUUACAAUAAGAUUGGUUCUUCAUUAUACGCUUUAGGAACUCAGGAUUCUACAGAUAUAUGCAAGUUUUUUCUCAAAGUUUCAGAACUGUUUGAUAAAACCAGAAAAAUAGAAGCUCGAGUGUCUGCUGAUGAAGACCUCAAACUUUCUGACCUUUUAAAAUAUUACUUAAGAGAAUCUCAAGCUGCUAAGGAUCUCCUUUAUAGAAGAUCUAGGUCACUAGUGGAUUAUGAAAAUGCUAAUAAAGCACUUGAUAAAGCAAGAGCAAAAAAUAAAGAUGUUCUGCAGGCUGAAACUUCCCAACAAUUAUGUUGUCAGAAAUUUGAAAAAAUAUCUGAAUCUGCAAAACAAGAACUUAUAGAUUUCAAGACAAGAAGAGUUGCUGCAUUCAGAAAAAAUUUAGUGGAACUGGCAGAGUUAGAACUGAAGCAUGCCAAGGGUAACCUACAGUUACUGCAGAACUGCCUGGCAGUGUUAAAUGGAGACACAUAAACCACACUGCAUCGUCCUGUUUAAAAGGGCUGCCUUCCUUCAAAUUUUAUUUUUGUUUUCUUAAUGAUGUUAGGCAUAUACUGCUCACUGGAAACAAAGAGAGACAGCUGACCAAUGCAUAUACUCUCCUUUUUUCUGAUAAACAGUGGAGAGGUGCCGUCCACAGGUGGUUCCAGUCUGUGUGGUGUAGUGUUGCACUCCUGCACCAUGUGCUCCCCAGGACAGCUGUCAAUCAUUGUGCACUCUUCCUAUUCAAAAGCCCAAAGUUCAGUCUUUUCUAAAGUAGCCUCUAUAACUGUGUUUAUUUUAUAAAUAGUAUUCUUUAUGGCUGCCAAUCUUAUUUGCCUUUAAGUAAUUUCUAAAGUUUAACCCUUUCAAAGUACAUUGUUCAAAAGAGAUGAAGAUUGCCAUUCCCCUUUUUUUUUUAAUUUUGUUAUAAAAUAAAGUUGUAUACUACCUUAGUUCAUUCAUGUAUCCUGGUAAAGAAUCUUAAUCAGACAUUUUUAAUUAAUGAGCAUUUCUUAGAAGUUUGGGGAUAGACUUUAAUCUUUUUAAGUCUGAUUUCUGAAGAGAAGCAAAGGCAUUAGUAUGUUUGCCUUAAACUUGUAGACUAAACCAAUUAUUGUAUAAUAAAGUGAUAACAGUGAUAGCUUUUAACUUUGGUCAUUGUAUCACUCUGAAAUUUGGAGUUGCUGUAAUAAAGCUACUCCUAUAUUAUGCUUUACAGUGCAGGUCUUAGUUUUUCUUUUUUUCUUAUUUCUUUUAAAAUGGCAUAUUGAACCAAGUUUGAAAGAAUGAACUGCUCCUGUGUGCUUUUAGCACUUCAUAAAAGGUGGAAUUGGGCAGAGGCAAAUUAGAGACAGCUAUUUCUGAAAUUCAGGAGCAGAGAAUAGAGCCUUCUAUAACUUCCUAAAUUCUGUCCCUAACUCGGGCAAUUACUUGUGUGGUAUAUAUCAUCUAGCCAUUUGGUAAUUAUCUUGCCAGUGUAUAGAUUGGUAUGUAGAGGAAAAAGAGGUAGGCUGUAGGGCACAGCACUUCUCUAUGAGAUGUAUAGGUGAGAUGUAUAGACCUAGCUUGGAAAGGCUUAUGCAAUUGGAAAACAAUUAGAAUAUUGGGGUAAAGGUUGCUGUAUAAAGAGGAAACUAAUUAUCAUUAGUUACAAUUACAAAUAUUAUUGGCCUUUCUAAUGUGAAUGAACAUUAAUGAUGUUAUUCGUAGUUUAAAGUUAGAUUGAGUGGUUGGAUUUUCCCACUGUCUUUUUCUCACUUUUCUCCCAUUAGGAAACCACAGGCUUUUGGGUUGGUCAGCCCUUGGGUGGUUCCUAGAUUGUUUACAUUUUACCAAGCCAUUCCUGAGGAUUGCCUGGUCUGGGUCUCAUCGCCAGUCACAAUGAUUCGAGCCUUUCUCAGCAGCAUGUUCUCUUGCUUCACUGAAUACACUGGUUAAUGUUUUGUCUCUUUAACUGGUUUGUUUCCUGAUGCCGUUUGAACUGUUGAUUUUUCUCUUGUUGGCCGAGAGAUCUGUUUUUGUCCUCUGUGUAACCUUCACUAAUAAAAAUAUGCCUGUGCGAUGCCUGCCAGUGGGUGAUCUUGCCCUCUUAGCCUUGGGCAGGUUCAGGCAGGUUAAUUUGACCUCUGCAAUUUCUCUACUAUAAAGGACAUACUGACCUACCUCACAGGGGUGUUGUGAGGAUUAAUAAAGUUGGUACAGUGCUUUGAAAAUGUUAAAA